UGCAGGCUGCAGCACAACUCGGUGGUCUACCUUUAAAUUAAAUGUUAUCGUAAAAUUAAGACUUUUUCGACAUGGCGGACGAGUUGGAUAGAUUCUACUAUGUGUACAGCUGCGAUUUAAGUGUCAGUGUACAAAUUAAAGUUGGAACACUUGAAGGCAAACGGGACAGGCUGUCCUACAAGUCCCUGAUUGAUGAUCCCCAUCUGCGGUUUUCAGGACUCUACGAGGACAGGUGUUCGGAUCUCUAUGUGACCUGCCAGAUAUUUGCCGAUGGGAAACCCCUAACCCUGCCUACAAGCACAUCAUACAAAGCUUUUAGUACCAGAUGGAACUGGAAUGAAUGGCUAACACUACCAGUGAAAUACAAUGAUUUACCACGAACAGCUAUGUUUGUGUUCACCAUUUGGGAUGUGUAUGGGCCAAGAAAAGCCUUGAAAGUGGGCGGCACUGCAGUUUCACUGUUUGGAAAGCAUGGAACGUUUCGUCAAGGGAUGCACGACCUCAAAGUCUGGCCCGGCGUGGAGGGGGACGGUAGCGUCAGCACCAGCACGCCGGGAAAGAGCGACGACGGACGAGAACAGAUGUCCUCCCUGAGCAAGCUGACCAAGAAACACCACAAGGGCCACAUGCUGAAAGUGGACUGGCUGGACCGUUUGACGUUCAGAGAGAUUGAAAUGAUCAACGAGAGAGAAAAGAGGGACUCCAAUUUCAUGUACUUGAUGAUUGAGUUCCCCAAGGUGCACUACAAUGGCACGCAUGACUUCUCCAUUGUCCACUAUGAUAAGGAUGCUGAGGAAAAGGUGACAAUAAAGAAUUACGCCGACAUUGUUACGGUUCCUGAUCCAGAAAUGUUAAUGGAAAAUCUUGUCGAGGCCAAACACCACACUCUUGCAAGAAGCGAGAGAAGCUGUUUAACCGACAAAGAUCUCAAGCCGAAUGCUUCGACCAGAGAUCAGCUUAAUAGCAUAGUUGCCUACAACCCAACCAAGGUAUUGUCAUCCGAAGAGGCCGACCUCGUUUGGAAAUUCAGAUUCUACCUGACCAAUCAGAAGCCAGCGUUGACAAAGUUUCUGAAGUGCGUGAACUGGGACGUUCCCCACGAGGCCAGGCAAGCCAUCGAACUCCUGAGGAAAUGGAACCCGAUCGACGUUGCUGAUGCGUUGGAGCUACUCUCGCCGCAGUUUAAGAACCCAACCGUCAGGAAAUACGCCGUAAGCCGACUCAAACAAGCUGACGAUGAGGAGCUGUUGCUGUAUCUUCUACAACUAGUACAAGCCUUGAAAUACGAGAACUUUGAGGACAUUAAAAAUAGCCAGGCACCGAGCACAAGCCAGACUACACAUACUGGAUACACGGAGACAGCUGUCCAAAGAGAAAGUUUGAAAAGCAUGCUACCACAUCCUCUUGCCGAAAUCCCAGACAUCCCCAGCUCUGUCACCGUGCAACCGGCGACGUUGUCUCCUGACGUACCUUCUAGAAACAAAGAGGAAGAAAUGGAUCUCGCAACGUUUCUUAUUGAUCGAGCGUGCCACAACUACUCGCUCGCCAACUACCUGUACUGGUACUUGCUGGUGGAGUCAGACGAUCAAGAGACUGUGGAUGCAAGAGUUACCCAGAUGUAUCAGGUGGUGCUGAAGCGAUUCAAUGCGUCUCUGAUAAAGGAAGGGAAUGACGGUCUGAAGUACCGGACACUACUGAUCAGACAGCACGGAUUGACCAAUCAAAUACUGAAGCUCAUGAAGCAAGUAUCAAGAGAGAGUAGUAACAGAAAGAAGAAGAUUGAGCGUUUGCAGUUUCUCCUCAGCGAUCCCGAGAGCACCAGCUUCAACUUCGUCGCCUUUGACCCUCUGCCGUUGCCUUUGCACCCAGAGAUCAAAGUCAACGGAAUCGUUGCGCGCAAAGCGUCCAUAUUCAAGAGCGCCCUCACGCCCAGCAAGCUGACCUUCAAGACGGUCGACGGGGCGGAGGAGUAUACGAUGAUCUGCAAGAGUGGUGACGAUCUGAGGCAAGAUCAGCUCAUACUGCAGAUGAUCACCCUCAUGGAUAAGCUUCUCAGGCAAGAAAACCUGGACUUGAAGUUGACGCCAUACAGAGUCUUGGCCACGAGCAGCAAAAGUGGCAUGAUCCAGUUCGUUGAGUCAAUACCCGUGGCUGAUGUCCUGUCAAAUGAGGGCAACAUACAGAAUUUCUUCCGGAAGCACAGCCCAAACGAGACCGCCUUGUACGGCAUCAGCCAAGACGUCAUGGACACCUACGUGAAGAGUUGCGCCGGAUACUGCGUCAUCACCUACCUCCUGGGCGUCGGCGACCGCCAUCUGGACAACCUUCUCCUGUCCAAAAACGGCAAGCUGUUCCACGUGGACUUUGGCUACAUCCUGGGGAGGGAUCCCAAGCCCCUGCCCCCGCCAAUGAAACUGAGUAAAGAGAUGGUUGAGGGGAUGGGGGGAGCAUCCAGUGAACCGUAUCAGGACUUCCGGAAACUCUGCUACACGGCGUUCCUUCACUUGCGCAGACAUUCCAACUUGAUACUGAACCUGUUUUCGUUGAUGGUCGAUGCCAAUGUGCCAGAUAUUGCUCUGGAGCCUGACAAAACAGUCAAAAAGCUUCAGGAUAAAUUCCGGCUUGACUUGACCGACGAGGAGGCAGUCCAGUACAUGCAGAACCUGAUCGACGUUAGUGUGGGGGCCGUCUUUGCUGCGGUUGUCGAACAGAUCCACAAAUUUGCACAGUAUUGGAGGCGAUAAUUCCUACAGUUGGCUGUAACUGUUUGCAGUUCUUCCUCAUAAUCUUUCAAGUUCUUCACGUGAGGUACAACAUGAUGUUUGCAAAUCUAAGCUCUUCAACAUUAGUAUUCGGGAAAUAUUCCUUUUUGUAAACACAUAUUCCGACGUAAUUAGCUUGCACAAAACUGUAUUUAUGUCUCUUGAUUCUUUUCAAAAAGUUUCCCAGUUAUAUUGAACAUUACUGAAUUCUUUGGAAAAUGCAUUCAUAUUUUCAAUUUUGUGUCACCGAGAACGCCUCGCAACUGCAUUCAAACAUCAAACAAUAAAAAUCUUGUCGGUAGUUCUGGUCAACUGGUUCCUGCCGUGCCCUAAUAAUGAAAAACAAAUUUAUGAAAUUUAAGGAAAGCCCAUUUGGAUGAGAGACAUGCUGACAUUGUUUCCCAUUGAAUGAAAGUUAGCACCCUCCUGUGGCGUCACAAUUUUGGUUUUCCUCGACAUAAUUCUGCACGAAUGGAGCACAGCUGAUGUUCACGUGAAGACGUCAUUGGUUGAGUGAAUUCAGAUUAAAACUAGAAAGUACUCAGAGAGCGCAAACCUCUGCCAAGGCUUAACAAUUCCCCACCAUAUUGUCAGUACAAGCAAAAGAAAUACUCGCAUAAAUGGUGAAGCAUCCUUAAUAAAAUCCUGGAUCCAAACCCAGAUCACUUCCAAAAUCUAAUCGAUUUGUACUUGUACCAAGGACCACCUCUAAAAUAUUUUUCAUGAAAAACAUCCGUAACUUUUCGAGUUAUCUUGUUUACAGACAAACCAACCAACCAACAAACUAACCAAAACCAAAAACAACCCCAUAAACCUCCUUGGCGAAGGAAUUAAGUCGUGCAUACUUCGCACCAUAUGCACACAAACCAGUACAUGAACGAAAGUGGUAAUAAAAGCCCACAUGUGGUAGCGCACGGAGCAAAUACCUUAUCUGUACCGUAAGUGCCCGCAACUUUAGUUUUAGUACUUGUGUACAUCACUGUACUUGUUCUAUUAUCAUGUUUGUAUAUUACUGUAUGUUAAAGCAAACAAUACCAGAAAUUGCGUGCAAUUUUAAAUGAUUGAUCAAGUUUGUAUUAGGGCUGUGCAUAAUCGAAUAAUGUAUUAUUCGAUUAUUGAAACUUAGUUUCAUUCGAAUAUUUGGAACACACAUGCCAGGCUAAACUGCAUGUGUCAGUCAAAUAUUGCUUGUGGCAGUCAGGCGCAUGCCUUUGCUAAUGUUUGCAAGCAUUGAUCGGAAUUAAAUGAACCAAUGAUCAGGAUUUGCGUGAAAAUUGAGCUUAAUAAAUUUUAAGACCAUCACGUGUGUGUCUUUAAGUGAUACUUGGAAUACGAUUGACAUCACGCGUGUUUAUCUUCAUCUUAUAGAGACAUAAGAGCUAUAUUAAAUUACUAGAGUGCUAACUCGAUGUACAAAGUAAUGCCUGAUGGGCGCAUCAAUGUUUGUACAUAAACCUAUGGAGAACUAGAAAUUUUGUAUGUAUUUUGUACGUCUAUUUGCAUAUCUUCAUUUGAAAAAUGGCCGCUGUUAAUGGACCGAGCCGAAGGUAUUUAUUAAUUCAGUUAAAUGUAACAUAUAUUGACAUACCUCAUAUGAAAGCACUGCAGCACAUUUAACAAUCAAGAAGAUUACAUUGGACACAAAAUCUGAAUAAAGAAUAUUAUGUGCAUAAUAUUAUAGUUUAUGUAUUAAGGAGUUAAACCAAAUGUGCAUGGUUCCGUUUGAAUAAGAAGAGACUGUGGAGUACAGCCUACAGAUAAUACACAAAGACGAACACUGAGGCCAAUUUACAAACGACGGUCAAGACUGGACACAACUUAAUGUUGUGACUAUGAAGACUAAGUUGAAAACUAAGAGAAGAAAUGAAGAUCCGCCAGCAGAGAAGAUGAUGAAAGGAAGCGAUGCUACUUAAUUUGGCAGAAGGAGUCUUUUGUCUGAGUAUUUGAAUCGACCCUUUUUGUGGUUGAAAAGCAAUCACUAUAUCUUGUAAUUGUUGUGACCCUAAUUGCUUCCAAUCUGUUUCUACUGAGAUUGGCAAAAAAAGUAUUUAAAUGAUCUAAUGAAUUUGUCACACAUGUAUAUUUUAUGGAACUUUUUUUUUCCACCGUUCGUAAUGUAUAGCAAUUAAUGGGAAUCAUCCACAAAGCCAGCUUACCAUGUAAAUAACUGGAUUUCUUCCGUACUGUUUAUAGUGGGUGGAUGAUAAAAUAAACCCCCAAACCAAAA
This is a messenger RNA of Patiria miniata (bat star), 4989 nucleotides long. It is a transcript of the gene pik3c3, whose product is annotated as phosphatidylinositol 3-kinase catalytic subunit type 3-like. The transcript has 19 exons. NCBI's taxonomy places the organism in Eukaryota, Metazoa, Echinodermata, Asteroidea, Valvatida, Asterinidae. The record is from RefSeq and is a predicted model, not a curated record. Gene Ontology annotation, molecular function: 1-phosphatidylinositol-3-kinase activity. Gene Ontology annotation, biological process: autophagy of peroxisome; autophagosome assembly; phosphatidylinositol-mediated signaling. Gene Ontology annotation, cellular component: phosphatidylinositol 3-kinase complex, class III, type I; phagophore assembly site; peroxisome. Bases 72 to 2744 code for a protein of 890 amino acids.